CAGCACUCAAUAAUGUCAUGCGAACAUCUCUAACAGAUAUAAAGUGUGUGGAUUGUGUGUCUUUUUGUGAUUUUUUACUCUUCAUUUCGAUUCUUGUGAUAAAAUAUGAUGAACUAAGUUUUCAUGAAAUAAUAGUGAGCAUGUUUAAGUUUUCUUUGAAAAUAAUUACUUACAUUGGUUUGAUCUGUAAUAACCUUGAUCAAUAAACGUCAAGAAUUUCAAGUGAGAAUGAUUUGACUCAAAUAUGGCCAGAGCUGAAGUUGGUAUGCUUUAACAAUGGGUAAAAUGAAAUAUUUCAUAAAAUGAAUGCUCCAAGUGGGUGUGUCAGCUGCAGUGAUGGGUCGCAACAGUUUGAUAGUAAACAUGAUGCAGACUGCUCUGAGGGUGAGGACGCACAGAUUAGACUGGCACCACAUGUGCAAGCUUACCUGGCACGCAACAAUCCCACUACCAACUGUUGUGGCCUCACUAUACCUAUUGCCUUUGAGAGGGCUGCAACAGGAACCUGGUGGAACCCUCGAUUUGAUUCUGAGAUACUUGAAGGCCAAUACAGAAGUAGUUCCUUUAGACAAAUAAGACUAAGAUUUAGAUUUGCACUUUUAUACAUUUUGAUAUUUUCUAUAUCAUGGUUUGUCUACUUUGUGGCCCUUGGUUCCAAUGGCAUUACAGUAAAAUGGCCGUUUUUAUGUUCUAUAUUUGGUGGGGUUCUUUUGAUAACAUCUGUUAUGCUAUUUGUUACCUUUACAAAUAUAUACAAAGUGUACACAUUCAAGCUAUCCCUGGUCAUGGCACUCGCUCUGUGUACCCUCAGCCUGUCACUGGUGACACUCACCACACGGUCAGACACAGCAUUAUCUCAGGCCGCUGACAUCAGCCAGUCAGGACACUUCACCAUGUGCAUAGAAAUAUUGCUGAUUAUAUAUACACUGACACCUUUACCACUGUAUGCCUGUGUUAUCAUUGGAAUUUUGUAUUCAAUAGUCUUUGAAGUACUGAAUAUUGUGUUACAUUUGUCAGAGCAAGAAUGGCAGUGCCCUGGAAUGUUUGUAAGAAUUUUGCUGCAACUUUGUGUUCACAUAAUUGGUGUUCAUAUAUACCUAAUGACCUUUGUGAGAAUGCGCGGUACCUUUAUGAAAGUAGGGCAGAGUCUGUUAGUGAGAAAGCAGCUAGAAAUGGAGAAACAGCUGAAAGAGAAGAUGAUACACUCUGUGAUGCCGCCGAAGGUCGCGAGUUGGCUGCUAGAGGAACAAGUGCUCGAAACUGAGACUAAUAUAAAGACACACAAUCCGCUCAAACCCAGACAUUCAAACCCCGGCGCGUCGGACAUCAAGUCGUUAUUUAGGCCUUUCAACAUGAGCUCAAUGGACAACGUCAGUAUACUAUUUGCCGAUAUCGUUGGCUUUACCAAGAUGUCAAGUAAUAAGGGUGCUGAAGAAUUAGUAAAUAUAUUAAAUGACCUGUUUGAGAAGUUUGACGAGUUAUGCCAAAAUCAUGGAUGUGAAAAAAUUUCUACUUUGGGUGACUGUUAUUAUUGCGUAUCUGGCUGUCCUGAGCCCAGGCCGGACCAUGCUACGUGUUGUGUAGAAAUGGGAUUGGGAAUGAUAGACGCUAUCAGGGAGUUCGACAGAGUUCGCGGCGAAGGAAUAAAUAUGAGAGUCGGGGUGCACACAGGUACUGUGCUGUGCGGUAUAGUGGGCACUCGCCGAUUUAAAUUCGAUGUUUGGAGUAAUGACGUUAGUUUCGCCAAUAAAAUGGAGUCCACUGGAAAGCCAGGUCGCGUCCACAUAUCAGAAGAGACUGCAAAAUUUCUCGGUGGUUCUUAUAUCUUAGAAGAGGGCGAUGACGUUUUCGGUCAUAAAACCUAUUUUAUUGAAGGCCGUCAGCUGUACUCCCCUUACAGCCAUGAGAACUGCCUAACUCCCUCCAAUCCUAUAAACUUACGUCUGAUUAUAUCCCCCGCAGCAUCACCUCAAUCCGUCCUAUCCUGCAAUCACUCCCCUCUGCCGUUGUCCCCUAAAGCUGACGAUAGAUCCAGAAAAGCCGAUUGUAAGAACUUCCUGUCCCCAAGUGCAUUUCAUUUCCGAACAAAAGCUAGUUCACUGCCGAGUAUAUUGGAUUCUGACACCGAACUCGACGAGAAGAGGGAAAAAGGAUUCCCCGAAACUAACAGCUCGUCGAAGAGUCCUACGUCCGUAGGGAGCUACGGAAAAUAUACGACAAAGUUGAAAAACUGGAAAGUGCCUAGAUUUUUACGGAAGCAUUCGGAUACGCCGCUUCAUGAGAUGAAGAAGCAGCAGGAGUUGACUGACAAAUCGAUACAUUUCCUGGAGCGGGGUGAUACGGCGGCCGGUACGCAGUCCAGCAACGGUUAUCAGCAAGUGCCUAUUGUGAUAGAAUCUCAAGACAAUAAGAGUAGGCCGGCGCAGAGUACCAUCAAGCUGAACAUACCGCCGCUGAGUCACGACAUGGCAUCCUUCGAGAGGGAAAUCAUCGACAUACGAUCCUACUUAAGCCAGUCCAGGAGCAACAUGUCGCCUUUCGCCAGAAGUAGCAGCUAUAGAUCGCAAUACGGCAGAUCGAACAAUAUUGAGGUGCCAGUUUGUCGAGCUCGAAGUUCAACGAUCACGACGCAAGACGAGUUGAUUCGACCUAAAGAGCGAAAGUUGAACUUGCCGUUGCCGUCGCCGCAGACGUCCCGACCACCGGAUGACGUCAUCAGUCUCUGUCCCUCGGUGAACAGUCGCAAGGACUCCGGCAUAAGGAGCACGAGUCGCCGGUCCAGCAUACAGCAACAGGUCAACUUUGAUGUUCCUAUUUUUACUUAUAACAUUUACGCGCUGAACCACAUAGCGACGUCGCACCCCGACAUGAUGGCGCACCGCGUGUCGGGCUACUACACGUCGAGCCAGUCGUCGCUGAACGAGCAGCCCGGCAGCCGGCUGCCGGCGCCGCUCAACGACGAGCAGGUGCAGUCGCUGCAGAAGCUGCGCAAGCAGUCCGACCUCCAGCUCAUCCGCUGCGUGCAGGACAACGCGCGCUCCGGCAUCAACUACUUCGUACAGCCGCCGCUCAACAGGUUCACCCUCUUCUUCAAAUCCUCCGAAAUAGAGAAACACUACAGGGACAAAGCCCACCGCAGUGACGACAGCGAAGACUUCCCGCCCACACUCACUACUUCAAGAUUUAACACCGCGUUAGAUAUUUUAGUGUCGGCCAUCAUUUUCUUGGCGGUCACAGCUUCUAUAUUCUCGCUAUACAGUGACUGGAAAUCUUCCAUUGGAUGGUUCGCCUUCUUCUUGUGUAUUGAAAUCGUAGCCAUGUCUCUCUGUUCCUACAGACAUUAUCUAAAAUGGAAGACGAAUCAUGAAGCGCUUUCAGAGACCAUUCCCCGGUCUGUAAGGAUAUUCAGGAAGCUCUCGAACUGGUUCCCGUGGCACUUGUGUGGUGGAUUGCUCAUCAGUUUACCGAUACUGGCCGUGCUUAUUAAUUUCUCAUGUGAGAACACUACAAUGACGAUCUUGCGCGGAGAACAGUCAUUUUACGUUUACCUGCUGUGCAUCAGUGUAGUACACUUCUGCAACUUCACCCAGAUGAACUGGCUUGUGAAAAAUACUCUAGUGACGCUCUACGCUGGUUUGUUCCUAUUUUUUGCUGUGCUAGGUUGUCACGAAGCUAAUACUCAAUUGCUGCAAGAUGCUGAUAUUACACUAAAGCUAAGCCCACAAAUAGUUAUUCAGAAUACAACAGACUUUAAUUUUAGGAACGAUUCCAUAUUCGACUGGGUAGACAUGAACAACGGCACCGUCGGUGCUGUGGACAGUCACCAACACAAGUUGCACCUGACCGAGCUGUAUCUAGACGUGGCGUUGUUGCUCAUGCUAGUCUGGUUCCUGAACAGAGAGUUUGAAAUAAGUUACCGCUUGAGCUUCUAUAGCAACGUAGUUGCCAACCGCGACAAACAGAGAGUCCAGAAUAUGAGAAAUCAGGCCGACUGGUUGCUCCACAAUAUAAUACCUCGACAUGUUGCCGAUCAGCUCAAAAACACAGCGAAGUACUCUGAAAACCACAAGGAUGUCGCCAUUAUAUUUGCCAGUAUAGUUAAUUUUAAUGAAAUGUACGACGAGUCGUAUUUGAAAGGGAAGGAAUACCUUCGAGUACUUAACGAACUGAUAGCAGACUUCGACGAGCUCUUGGAACGGCCGGAGUUCCAACACGUGGAGAAAAUUAAAACCAUAGGCAGCACCUUCAUGGCGGCCAGUGGACUGAACCCCGACCUGAGGCACGCCUCGCGCGGUACUUAUGACCACCUCUACCAGCUGAUGGAGUUCGCGCUAGAGAUGCAGAAGGUGGUGGAUAACUUCAACCAAGACUUGCUAGAAUUUGAUUUCAUUCUAAGGAUCGGGUACAACUUCGGAGACGUGACGGCGGGCGUGAUCGGUACGACGAAGCUGUACUACGACAUCUGGGGCGACGCCGUGAACAUAGCGUCCCGGAUGGACUCGACGGGCGUGCCAAAGAGGAUCCAGGUGGGCGAGGCCUGUAUCCCCGUGCUGUCGGCGCGGUACGAGUUCGAGCCGCGCGGCAGUGUCUACGUGAAGGGCAAGGACAACAUGAAUGUGUAUCUCGUCAUAGGUAGGAAAGACACGUAGGUGAAAUAUUCAGAAUGAAAUAUAGAAUCUGUGAUUUAAUUAUAUUGGAGAUGUGAAUAUAUGAAAUUCUAUUUAUUGUGUGCAGUCCAUUGUAAGUGAGAUGUUCGAGCUUGAGAUAAUACUCGGGGUUGCACAGGCUGUUAAUUUAUUGUUACUUUAGCUGACGUGGAUGUCGAGUGCGAGAGUGAGCGAGUACGUGUAUAUUUAAUGUGAGUGAAUGAUCUAAAACUAUUAAAAUCUCCUUGCCUAUACCGAAAUAUCUGUGACCAGUGUUCUAGUCUUCUAAAUUCAAUGGGAAUGGUCCAGUUUUUAUGAUGUAUUAGUUUAUAGAUUUGUAUAGCGCUGACGUACGCCGUGCUUAAAUGGACAGAGUUAUUUUGAUGGACGGCAGCUGUGUAUUUAUUUUAAAAAUUGGAUCAUCUCCAUUUGUACGACUUGUAUAUUCAAAUUUACCUUCUUUAUAUUACGGAAAAUAAAUUUAUAUUUGUAUAUAAAAGUGAAUAUUAACCCACUUGGGCUAGCAAAUAAAGUUUUAUAUUUAUAUAAUUGUAAUUGAAUCGAUGUGUUUAGAGUUUAAGUGAAUGGUACUAAUACAGAGUAGUGAGUAGAGUAUGUUCAUAUUGUGUAUGUAGUAGCGCAUCGCUUACCGUUAUACAAAUCAUUUGUCAAUUUUAUAGAUCGGGUUCCGUAGGAGUGUAGGGUCCGUUGCAAUACAUAUUCAAUAAUAUUUAAUAAUUGAACAAGACUUUCUUUUUUUAUAGGAUAUAUCGUAAGAAUUUUUUACAUCUAAGCACGUAGUGCGUCGCUACAAUAUAUUCUGGUCAUCUACAAUUGUAGAUUAUCUGCAGUAACUUGGCAUCUGUAGUAAUUCUAAUAAAAAUCUAUUUACCGGAUUAUAUAUUAGUAAAAUAGUUGAUAGAAAAUCGAACACAUGUGAUGUUCGGAGAAAUAAACGCAAAUCGAAUGACAACUACUAUAUAUAGGCAUUAGAAUACGCGUUGCUACGCUGGAAUAUAGUUUAGCUUAUAUAAAUAAUAUUUAUGCACAAACAUUUAGUCCUGUAUAUUAUAUAAAUAAGUACUUACGGGACCUACUUACUGAUUGCUCAUUGCGUGAAUACUUUUAGCGGGAAUUGGUAGUCGAUGAAUGAAGUUUCAUAUAAAAAUUGCGCAAUAACCAUGUAUCGAUAAUAUUUGCGGCGCAUCUAGCAUAAUUAGCGAAAUAUUUCCUAAUAAAUCAGCAAUGUCCACGCGAAAUAUUCUAAAGUAUGUAUUAAAACUUUACACAAUUCAAUAUUUGCCAUUUGAUGUUGGUGUAGUAGGUAAUUUUCAUACUUAUGAUCAAAGCCUUAAAAAAGUACUAUACAUUCCACUAUGUAUUUAAUCUAUAUGCCUUCAAAAUGUCUAUUUUCUACUUGUAAAAUGGCGUACUAAAGGUUGGUAGUUUUGCAACGAAGCGAGUUUUUAUAUUUACAGAAUGUUGGACCAACAGAAUUGAAUAGGUAGCCUAAAUAGCUCUCUUCUAAAUUUACCUCUUCUUAAAUACAUUUUCAAUUAUGACUACUAUGAUAAAUUAUGUAUUUGUGAUAUUUGUUAGAGGAGUGUUAUACUGUAAUAAUAUAUGUAUACCUAGCCAGAUAUUAAAAUAUAUUUAACAUCGAUUGUUCUCUCUAUAAUAAAGAUGUUAAGUUACAUUGUACAAAAUUAUUUACCUGUGUCAUUCAACAUGAUGAUUGCCAUGCAGGCGAAAUAAAGAACAAAAACAUUAUAUUUAUUGUAAUUACCUCUUGUAAAUUUCAAGUGAUAGAAGUGUAGAUAUUAUGAUAUCGAAGAGAAACUAUUCUUACUGCGCAAAUAGUUGUUUUCGCGAUCUAUUGAUUGGAAAUCCAAACAUUUGUACGAUAUUUGUACACGAAAUUUCGUGAUUCCUAAUUUGGCGGUUGAAAAGCCAAUUUUACGUUUUGAAAACGUGAUUAGCUGGGUCAUUGCGACCGCAGGGGCUCGGGAUGUGUGUGGUCAGACUAGCCUCGUUGACGAUACACACGUGUACUGUCGAUGUAGUUACAGGGUGGAUGCCACAGUGCAACAAAAUAGCACACAUAUUUACAAAAUUGUAAGCUUAUUUUACCUAAACUGAAUAUGUAUUAAAAUAGUUAAGUCACUUUAUGUCACUGUAAUUAAAAUUAAACUGGAUGUAAACAUAUUUUUACAUUUUAAUGGUCAACGAGGCGAUGCAAACGACGAAAGAUAGAUGUUACCAACUACGUGUUAUAUUAAAAAGUAGUUUAAGAGUCGUAGCCCAUUGAACUGUAGAGGAGAGGUGCGUAAACAAAUAUUUUAUAGAUCGUAGAGAAUUGAGUACCUAAUUACAUAAAUACUUGACUGUUUACAAACCUCUUCGCUAUCGAAAAAAUGCCCCUUAUUCUAUCCUUAAUGAUUCUGUAAGCACUUUAAACGAGCAGUGUAUCUCUGAAAAGGAAUGUUUUAUAUUUCUUAAACUUGUAUAUUUUGUAAUAAAAAUGUAAAUCAUGAUAUUUAUUGUACCUAUCUAAGAUGAAAGUGUUCAAGAGUUCCGACUUCAAACAGAUUCACUAUACCUAUAAUGGCUUUAGUUUUUCAAUAUAAUAAAACACGUGAAAUUAA
Spodoptera exigua (beet armyworm) is the source of this 7291-nucleotide messenger RNA. NCBI's taxonomy places the organism in Eukaryota, Metazoa, Arthropoda, Insecta, Lepidoptera, Noctuidae. The record is from the annotation of a GenBank genome assembly.